AUGGGUGUCAAACGUCAAUUAGGUGGAUCAUGUUGUAUUCCGAAGUGCAAGACCAACUGUCCCAAUUGUCCAAUUCAUGAACAUUGUGUUGAAGGAUGUAAGCCGCGUGCACAGAGUUGUGCAAAAGAAGACAAAGGUUUCUUCGCCGAACUACGCUAUCUUCAACUUCAUGAUAUUGAUGUACCCGAUCGUGUGAUGGAACGGCGUCUUUUGGGUUUGGUUCGUGAAUUAGAAAAGGAGCGUGAAGAAUAUUUGAAUCAGGAAGCUCUCGUUAAAAAACAAACAGAUAUAUUAGUAAAUCAAUUUCGAAAUAACGCGACAAAAUCAAUCGCUUAUUCCGAAGCGUCAGCUCAACUUCUACGUGAAAAAACCAAAACUGAAGCAGUGCAACGUGUUGAAACUGCUCGAGCCGAUGCAAUGUCAUCGAUGUGUACUAAAUUGGCUAUUACACAACCAAAACAUAUUUUAACUCUGCAAUAUUUGCUUACAUUAAAAGAUUCAACCAAUCUUGGUAAUGUAAGUGGUCAACGUGCUGAUCAAAUUGCUUGUAUUGAUAAUCUUAUUCUAACACAAAAUAAAAUAAAUAUCUAUCUUGAUGCUUAUCCCUACUGGCAAACAAUAGGUACAUUAAAUGAAUUAGAAAAUGAUUAUUAUGAAUUAUUAUUAGGUCCUAUAGAAAAACAACCAAAAAUUGAAGAAUUAUUUCAAUUAAGACAUAUUUGA
Messenger RNA from Rotaria sp. Silwood1, 723 nucleotides. NCBI's taxonomy places the organism in Eukaryota, Metazoa, Rotifera, Eurotatoria, Philodinida, Philodinidae. The record is from the annotation of a GenBank genome assembly.